CUCCACGAAUGAACGAACGUCAGAUGCGUCAUCUGAGGAGGGGGAGGGCCGGGGCAAAGGAGGGGCACCCUGACAUGGAGUCUGCCAGCUCCGUCAGCCCUGACUCGGCCCGGAGCUGAGCUCCCCACCUGCCAGUAGCCCAGGAGAUGGAGCAGCCCAGCCCACGUGCCCGGCCUUCCGCCCCUGACUUCACUUGAUAACAAACCAGAAACUGAAACAGGGUCGGGAUGCCGGCUUGGAGUUAGAGAUGAGUCACUGCUGAGAGCAGCUGCAGUAGCUGAGCAGUGGCAGCAGAGAGGCAGACGUGAGCUGAGGGCGCAGAGGCAGGCAGCAUCUCUGAGGGUCCCCAAGGAACAUGGCUGGGAGCCGUGAGGUGGUGGCCAUGGACUGCGAGAUGGUGGGGAUGGGGCCCCGCCGGGAGAGCGGCCUGGCUCGUUGCAGCCUCGUGAACGUCCACGGUGCUGUGCUGUACGACAAGUUCAUCCGGCCUGAGGGAGAGAUCACCGAUUACAGAACACGGGUCAGCGGGGUCACCCCUCAGCACAUGGUGGGGGCCACUCCAUUUGCCGUGGCCAGGCUGGAGAUCCUGCAGCUCCUGAAAGGCAAGCUGGUGGUGGGUCAUGACCUGAAGCACGACUUCCAGGCACUGAAAGAGGACAUGAGCCGCUACACAAUCUAUGACACGUCCACCGACAUGCUGCUGUGGCGUGAGGCCAAGCUGGACCACUGCAGACGCGUCUCCCUGCGGGUGCUGUGUGAGCGCCUCCUGCACAAGAGCAUCCAGAACAGCCUGCUUGGACACAGCUCGGUGGAAGAUGCGAAGGCAACGAUGGAGCUCUACCAAAUCUCCCAGAGAAUCCGAGCCCGCCGAGGGCUGCCCCGCCUGGCUGUGUCAGACUGAAGCCCUGUCCAGCCCAUUCCCCAGGGACUAGAGGCUUUCGGCUUUUUGGGACAGCAACUACCUUGCUUUUGGAAAAUACAUUUUUAAUAGUAAAGUGGCUCUGUAUUUUCUCUACGCCAUCACUGGGUCCUCUUCUUAUUCCUCUCUCCGAGCUGGGUUAACUGUAGACAGGACCCAUUUCUGUGUGAUGUUAGGAGGGAAUGAAGUCUUAUGCUGGGGAGGUGGGCAAGUGUCAAUUUCCUUAAUAUCUUGAAUCCUGUGGGUCCAAAAUGCAGCUUGGGAAUCUAAGUAGCAUGUGGCUUAAUUACUAGUCCCACCCUUUGCUGUUUCAUUCUAGCCCUAUUCCUGGUGCAUUUAUGCCUAGAAAGGUGGUAUUUCCUGGGGUGGCAUUCAGCUCCUCUUGAUUUUGGUGCCACAGCAUUUGUGGACUUUGAGGUGAAGGUAUAGGAAAUGUCAAGGGUGCCACCCCAGCAGCCUUGAGCAAGUCACCCCUCCUCUUAUUUGUAAAACGAGGAAGGAAAGGUAACGAACUGUGGAGUCAGAGAGAAGUAGGUUGGAAUCCUGUCUUUGUCAUUUAGUAGCUGUUUGACCUAAGGUGACUCACUGAACUUCUCAGUUUCUCUAUCUGUAAAAUGAGAAUUCUAACAACUCGUAGGGUAUUUGUGAGACAUUGCAUGCAAAGCCCCCAGCACCAUGCCUGUCCUAGCUUAAGCACCCACCAGGUGUCGAUAAGUAAUUGUUCUUCCCUGGACUGCCUGCAGAUCUAGGGUACCCCAGGAAGAGUCGCAGCACUCUGUUUUGGGGCUCGGCUCUCUGAGGGGAGGGCAUACUGUACAGGGAGGAGGGUCUGGACCAGAAAUCAACUGCAGAAUUCUUGUUAUUUUCAUAAUAAUUAGUAGUUUAGUGCUUACACUAAAUAAAAAUCACUGGAAUGGU
Chlorocebus sabaeus (green monkey) is the source of this 1837-nucleotide messenger RNA. RefSeq names its product interferon stimulated exonuclease gene 20 (gene ISG20). Gene Ontology annotation, cellular component: nucleus. Gene Ontology annotation, molecular function: exonuclease activity; nucleic acid binding. The record is from RefSeq and is a predicted model, not a curated record. NCBI's taxonomy places the organism in Eukaryota, Metazoa, Chordata, Mammalia, Primates, Cercopithecidae. Gene Ontology annotation, biological process: RNA catabolic process; DNA catabolic process; defense response to virus.